AUUGAAGAUCAGGAAUUGCUUAGUCGGCGAGAAACAAGUAACGGUGGUAGAUAGGAUUCGAUAAAAGAAGGAGAAAAACGCUUAUAAAGGCUUCUCUUCUAACCCAAACAUCAGUCUACUGACGCUGCUGCAGCGGCGAUGGGUGGAAGAAAGAGCGCAGGCUAUGUGUGGGCAGUCUCCGCCGGACUGAAUGCUGCUCUGGCUGCCAUAUCCGCUAAGCUCUUCUCAUCUCAGCUCGUCUGCUAUGGAAUGGUCAUAGUGUUUAACGUGACAAUGUGGGGCUGUUAUGUCAACAGUCUUAAAGCUCUCUCAUCCCUACAGGCGACAGUUACAAACUUUGCUACUAACUUCCUAUCUUCUGGUCUUGCUGGAUUGUUUUUGUUCAGGGAACCAUUACCAUUUCAGUGGUUUGCAGGUGCUCUCUUCAUUGUAAUUGGAGUACUUAUUCUGAGUAAGUCAAAUGUAGACACGAAGGAGAGCAUAGAUUGAGGUUUGAGAUAAAGUUUUGCUCGAGAUAUUGCGAGGCCAAGAAGUUAAUAAAGAAAGAAAAAAUUUUGUGGAAGAAUGCUGAGUACUUUUGUUAUAGGCCACAUUUUGAUUCUACUGGGUGUCAUUCAUAUCAAGCCUGAUUGAACCAGGUCUGGGCACAUGAGCAAAUGGAAAACAUCUGGCAUCAUGAAUGAUAUUUGCUUUAGUCCUGUGGCAACAUAGACAUGGCUGUGAAUAUAAUACAAUCAUGUAAAAGUGCAUAUUACAAGUUUUACAGUUUUGAUUUAUAAAUUUCACGUUAUGAGGUUA
Messenger RNA from Pistacia vera, 798 nucleotides. RefSeq lists its product as uncharacterized. Bases 139 to 489 code for a protein of 116 amino acids. NCBI's taxonomy places the organism in Eukaryota, Viridiplantae, Streptophyta, Magnoliopsida, Sapindales, Anacardiaceae. The transcript has 4 exons. The record is from RefSeq and is a predicted model, not a curated record.